Closterium sp. Naga37s-1 is the source of this 1353-nucleotide messenger RNA. NCBI's taxonomy places the organism in Eukaryota, Viridiplantae, Streptophyta, Zygnematophyceae, Desmidiales, Closteriaceae. The record is from the annotation of a GenBank genome assembly.
AUGUCGCUGCCGCGUCGCCCGCUGGGUCGCACGGGUCUGGACCUCUCGAUCGUGAGUUUCGGUGCGUCGCCGUUGGGGAGCGUAUUCGAGGAGAUCGACGAGGAGGAGGGCGUGCGGGCCGUGCACGAGGCCGUUAAACUCGGAAUUAACCUCUUUGACGUCUCGCCGUUCUAUGGGUCAACAAGAGCUGAAACGGUGCUGGGUCGAGCGAUAGCCACUUUGCCGUGCUCGCGGGAGGAUGUGAUAAUCGCAACUAAAGUGGGCCGGUACGGGCAGGACGAAUUCGACUUCAGUGCGGAUCGGAUCAGAAAGAGCGUGGAGGAGAGCUGUGCGCGGCUGCAGACAACGUAUUUGGAUAUUGUUCAGUGCCAUGACAUUGAGUUUGGGAGUCUGGAUCAGAUCGUGAAUGAGACAAUCCCGGCCCUCCAGGAGCUGAAAGCGGCCGGCAAGAUUCGAUUCAUCGGCAUCACGGGCCUCCCUCUCUCCGUCUACCAAUCCGUUCUCCCCCGCCUCCCUCCCGCCUCGCUCGAUCUCAUCCUCUCCUACUGCCACUACUCACUCAACGACACGACGCUCGAGCCGCUGCUGCCGUGGCUGCAGCAGCAGGGCGUGGGGGUCAUCAGCGCGUCUCCUCUCUCUAUGGGCCUGCUCACCCCCCAGGGACCCCCCUCCUGGCACCCCGCACCACAACCCCUCAAGGAUGCAUGCAAGGCGGCAGCACUGGCCUGUCAGCAGCGGGGAGCAUCGCUGCCCCGGCUGGCCCUGCAGUUCGCAACGCUCAACCCAGCCAUCACGACGACGCUUGUGGGCAUGAGCACAGUGCAGCAGUUUGCAACGCUCAACCCAGCCAUCAUCACGACCCUUGUGGGCAUGAGCACAGUGCAGCAGGUAAGGAGAGAAAGAGCAGCAGGUGAGGAGAGGGGCGUUUCUAAGGUGGCUGUAAGAGGUGUGGUGUUAUGUGCAGCAGCAGCGGCACUGAUCGAACCGGCUGGUCCUUCAGUUUGCAACUCUCAACCCAGCCAUCACGACGACGCUUGUGGGCAUGAGCACAGUGCAGCAGGUGAGGGGGGAGAAGCACAGUCCACUUUUGAGGCGCCUCAAAAGCAUGGUGCAGCAGAGCACGUGAAGGAAGUGAAGUGUCUGAAUGUUCCUGUGUGGUUCGCAGAGGUGCUGAGCAGCAGUGGGGAGGCAGUGCCCUCGAGGUGGAUGCAGGUGCGGGAGAAUGUUGCAGCAGUGAUCGAAGCAGCAGAGCGAGGCAUUGAUGAGGCGAUGCUGAAAGAAGUGGAGGGUAUUCUCGCGCCUCAUAAGGACACCACAUGGGCCAGUGGUCGAACCGAGAACAACUCAGCAUAG